AUGACUCAGAGCUCCGACUUCCUCUCACUGAGCUGCAGUGUAACUUGUCAAGUGACUCAGAGAUUCGACUUCGGCUCAAUGAGCUGCAGUGUAACUUAUCAAGUGACUCAGAGCUUCCACUGCGGCUCACUUAACUGCAGUGUAACUUGUCAAGUGACUCAGAGCUUCGACUUCUGCUCACUGAGCUGCAGUGUAACUUGUCAAGUGACUCAGAGCGUCGACUUCUGCUCACUGAGCUGCAGUGUAACUUGUCAAGUGACUCAGAGCUUCGACUGCGCCUCACUGACCUGCAGUGUAACUUGUCAAAUGACUCAGAACAAUGACUUCGGCUCACUGAGCUGCAGUGUAACUUUUCAAGUGACUCAGAGCUUCGACAUCGUCUCACUGAGCUGCAGUGUAACUUGUCAAAUGACUCAGAGCUUCGACUUCGGCUCACUGAGCUGCAGUGUAACUUGUCAAGUGACUCAGAGCUUUGACUUCGUUUCACUGAGCUGCAGUUUAACUUGUCAAGUGACUCAGAACUUCGACUUCGGCUCACUGAGCUGCAGUGUAACUUGUCAAGUGACUCAGAGCUUCGACUUCGUCUCACUGAGCUGUAGUGUAACUUGUCAAUUGACUCAGAGCUUCGACUUCGGCUCACAGAGCUGCAGUGUAACUUGUCAAAUGACUCAGAGCUUCGACUUCGUCUCACUGAGCUGCAGUGUAACUUGUCAAAAGACUCAGAGCUUCGAAUACGGCUCACUGAGCUACAGUGUAACUAGUCAAAUGACUCAGAGCCUCGACUUCGGCUCACUGAGCUGCAGUGUAACUUGUCAAGUGACUCAGAGCUUCGACUUCGGCUCACUGAGCUGCAGUGUAACUUGUCAAGUGACUUAG
Messenger RNA from Schistocerca gregaria, 876 nucleotides. RefSeq lists its product as uncharacterized. The transcript has a single exon. The record is from RefSeq and is a predicted model, not a curated record. Bases 1 to 876 code for a protein of 291 amino acids. Lineage: Eukaryota; Metazoa; Arthropoda; Insecta; Orthoptera; Acrididae.